This is a messenger RNA of Echinostoma caproni, 1782 nucleotides long. Lineage: Eukaryota; Metazoa; Platyhelminthes; Trematoda; Plagiorchiida; Echinostomatidae. The record is from the annotation of a GenBank genome assembly.
AAAAAUGUGAUCUUGUUUUCCGGUCCAUGGUUUGUGGGUCCCGCGGCUAUUGAUCAUCUACCGACGCGUAUGUUCUAUCCAAAAGAAGUAUUCUUGACAAGUGCGGAGCAUGCCACACAUGCUUUGGCCUCUGCCACGGGAAAAUGCUUCGUGAUGCGUCCUGCUGACUACUGUCAAGCUCGUCCAACGGAAUACAAUGAACACGAUGUUUACAUGUGUGAUUCGAAGUAUUUCGAGGAGGAGAAGGUUAUACGCAAGCUAAAGAAAGGUUUAAAACGUUUCUCACUAUCAGCAAGUUGUUUUGAAGAUGAAUUCUUUUUCUUCCCACAACCUAUCUGUCCACGAAAGGAAGGUUCACCACUUUUGGCUCAAGCCUCUUCGGAACCGCUUAUUCAAGAGCAGUUGAAUCGUCCGGCUUCAUCUGCCUUGACUUGUGCUUUGGCUGCUGCAACUGGUGCUGUUACAGCUCCUCAAACGGUGAAUGUCCCCGCUGCUCCGGUUCACAUUCCCACGCCCACUGUGGAUUUAAAUGCUGCUAGGCCAUCUGCAGAAUCCAUUCCAGUAGUGGUCACUUCGGCUGUUGCUGAUACGGGACCUAUGGAUACGGGUGCUACUGUUGUGCGCGCUUCUGUUGGGGCUGCUGGACUUGUUCCGACUACUCCCAACCCAGUGGAAUUUGAUCCGAAUUCGGUUGUGCACCAGUCAAACCGGACUGGUCGACGUCGCAAACUGCGAAAGCCUCCAUCUGGUUAUGUUCUUUACGCUGGUGAAGUGCGCAAACGUCUUCUACAGGAGCGCAAAGAUGCUCCAUUCGGAGAGAUAUCUCGAGAAGUUGGUCUCCUGUGGCGACAAAUGCCCUCUGCAGAACGGGACCUAUAUGAGCGCAAAGCCGAGGUGAUUCGGGAUCGUAUGAAGGCUGAAGAACAAUUAGCCAAAGCUGAGGAACAAGCUAAGUUGCAACAAAUGGCUGCGUCCAAUUCGAUGACUAGUGAAGAUAGGAUGGGAUCUGCUGUGGUUCGCACACAGUCUGGCACUCUUCCUACUGGUCAGCCGGUAGCACUUCCAUCACAAAUAGUCUCCGCACCAACUGCUAAUCUACCUCAUCCCGGAGUGCCAGUCGGUGCAACGCCACCCCAAGCCCCGGCAACCAUGCAGUUCUAUCAAACUCCCUCCGGUCAGGUGAUUCAAAUUGUUCACACACAACCACCCAACCAACCGCAGCCGCAGACAUCUGUCAAUGUCACUUUCAGUCAACCUAACUAUCCGAGCGUAGCAUCGAUGUCUGCAGCGGGUCCUGUUGGAGCCGGACCACAUCAGGCAAUUCAUACUGGUCAACAGCCUACUUUGCAAGGAUCUGUGGGAGCCGUUGCCCCUGGUCAAGUUGCACCCAUGUUACCGAAUCAACAGCAACCUCCCGUGCACAUGGGCGCUCCUGGUUCUCAAGUUGCCGCAUCGCAUCAGCAGCACGCACAUCCUCCUUCGCCCAUCUUCGUUUCUACUCCACCGCGUACUUCACGUGUGCUCCAUUCAGAAAUCUACCAAAGGUACCAUCGCCUAACUUUUACGUCAAUUCGAUUACCCUGUGAAAAUGAAAGUCAACAACAACAACAACAACAACAACAACAACAACAACAACAACAACAACAACAACAACAACAAGCAAAAGCAACAACAAGCAAAAGCAACAACAACAACAACAACAACAAGCAAAAGCAACAAGAACAACAACAACAAAUACUACUACUGCAAAUUGUCGUCGGGCGGUUGUAUAGAGGUUUUUAA